UCCCCGGUCCCUUUUAGUAACUUUAGUAUACAAUCCAAAAGAUUAGAUUAUCAAAUGCUACUGUUUUAGAAGUUUGCUUGACUUUUUCGCUUGUUCCCUCUUGGUGUGCUUGGCGGAGGAGGCAGACAGGUGGACAGGAUGCAGCCGGUCGGGGCUGGAGUGCGGGCGGCCAGGAGAGGGUCACCCUGCCCGCUCUCGGUGCUGGUAGUGGUGGCAUGUUUGACCUCGGGAUACGCGCAAGAGCUGCCCACGAAUGGAGUGAACGGGUACAGCUUGCACCCGCCGUAUUUUAACCUGGCAGAGGGCACCAAAAUCACGGCUACGGCGACGUGUGGCGAGGACGAAAGCGGCAGAGCGGUGCAUGACCUGUACUGUAAACUUGUGGGAGGCCCCGUGUCCGGAGACCCUAGCCAAACCAUCCAGGGCCAGUACUGUGACAUCUGCAGCCCGGGGGACAGCGACCGUGCUCACCCCAUCACCAACGCCAUCGACGGGACAGAAAGGUGGUGGCAGAGCCCUCCCCUUUCCCGAAAUACUGAGUUCAAUGAGGUCAACGUCACCCUGGAUCUCGGACAGCUCUUCCAUGUGGCGUACGUUCUGAUCAAAUUUGCCAACUCUCCUCGUCCCGACCUCUGGGUUCUAGAGCGCUCCAUAGACUUCGGACAGACCUACCAGCCAUGGCAGUUCUUUGCUUCCUCCAAGAGAGACUGUAUCGAGCGCUUUGGCCAGAGGACCAUCGAGAGGAUCAACAAUGACGACGAUGUCAUCUGCACCACUGAGUAUUCCCGGAUCGUGCCUCUGGAGAAUGGAGAGAUUGUUGUGUCCCUGGUGAAUGGGCGUCCUGGAGCCAUGAACUUCUCGUACUCCCCAGUGCUCCGAGAGUUUACCAAAGCCACCAACAUCAAGCUGAGGUUCCUCCGCACCAACACUCUGCUGGGACAUCUGAUGGGCAAGGCUCUGCGUGACCCCACUGUCACUCGCAGGUAUUACUACAGUAUCAAAGACAUCAGUAUUGGAGGACGCUGUGUGUGCAACGGUCACGCCGAAGCCUGCAAUGCCCAGGACCCCAACGACCCCUACAAACUCCAGUGUGACUGUCAGCACAACACCUGCGGCGUGUCAUGUGACCAGUGCUGCCCCGGAUUCAACCAGUUACCAUGGAAACCAGCUACGACCUACAGCGCCAACGAGUGUGAACCCUGUAAUUGUCAUCGUCAUUCGUUUGACUGCUACUAUGACCCUGAGGUGGAGCACAGGAGGGAAAGUCUGGACGCCCAUGGACACUACAGAGGAGGAGGAGUUUGUCUCAACUGCCAGCAUCAUACGACUGGAGUGAACUGUGAGCGCUGCAUCCCGACCUAUUAUAGAUCACCUGACCACAGCAUCGAAUCUCCGCUGGCCUGCUCAUCUUGUGACUGUCGGUCGGAGUUCACUGACGGUACAUGUGAAGACUUCACCGGUCGCUGUUUUUGUAAACCCAACUACACCGGAGAGAACUGUGAUUCCUGCGCUAGCGGCUUCAUCAAUUUCCCAGAGUGCUACCCCAUCCCCACAUACCCCACCAACAACAACAACAAUGGAGAAGCCAAACCAGCCGGAGAGAUUAUCAAUUGCGAGUGCAGCGCAGCAGGGACAGUGGAUAACUCAUGCAGACCAGACCCCAGGACCAGGACGUGUGUCUGUAAACCAGGCUUCACAGGAGACCACUGUGACACCUGUGCUCCAGGCUUCCAUGGACUCAACUGUCAGGCCUGCCAGUGCUCCAGCCCGGGGUGCCUGGAUGGGUCAUGUGACUCAGUGACAGGGCACGGGGUCUGUCGCAGUGGUUUCCAAGGAUAUGAGUGUGACAGGUGUGCCCCAGGAUACUUCAACUACCCCCUCUGCCAGUUGUGUGGCUGCAGCAGCAUCGGUUCUCUGCCAGAGGUGUGCGAUGUCUCCGGCCGCUGUCUCUGUAAACCCGAAUUCACAGGGCCCAGAUGUGAGCAGUGCAGAUCUGGAUUCUACUCCUACCCCAACUGUGAAGUUUGCAGCUGUGACCCCCGCACCGCUCUGGACACGUCCUGUUCCUCUUCUGGGCAUUGUCACUGUCGCCCCAACUACAGUGGACCCUCCUGUGAACAGUGUGCCCCUGGUUUCUAUGGCUACCCCAGCUGCUCUCCUUGCCAGUGCUCGACUGAAGGCUCCCGCUACAGCAGCUGUGACCAGGAGAGUGGACAGUGCUCGUGUCUGCCCCAUGUUGUGGGGCAGAGGUGUAGCAGUUGUGCUCAUGGGGUGUACGGCUUCCCACACUGCCAAUCUGGUACCUGUCAUCCUGCCGGCUCAGUACAGUAUGUGGUGCAGCCUCCAGUGGGCCAGUGUGAAUGCCGCCGUAAUGUUGAAGGACCAGCAUGUGACCAAUGCAAGCCUCUGUUCUGGAACCUGUCUCCUGAUACUCCUGAUGGCUGCUCCAGUUGUGAAUGCAAUGUUGCUGGAACUGUGAGCGGAGUCGCUGAGUGUGCGCAGGAAAGUGGCCAGUGUCACUGCAAACCCAAUGUGUGCAGUGGAACAUGCUCCACAUGUAAAGACGGGUUCUACGACCUGCAGGAGUACAGCUACUUUGGAUGCCAAGGCUGCCAGUGUGAUAUUGGUGGAGCAGCUGGCCAGUCGUGUGGAGAGAGAAAUGGACGAUGUCGCUGCAGACCCAAUGUUGAGGGACCAAAGUGUAACCUCCCUCGCCCCGAUCACUUCUUCCCCGAUCUGCACCACCUGAAGUUUGAGAUCGAGGAGGGCACCAUGCUGGACGGCAGACCGGUGCGCUUCGGCUACGAUCCUGUGGAGUUUAGAGACUUCAGCUGGAGAGGGUACGCCCAGAUGACCCCCAUUCAGUCCCGGGUGGUGGCGCAGGUUUCAAUCAGCUCUCCGGACCUGUUCAGAGUUCUGCUGAGGUUCUUGAACAGGGGGGGCACUCCGGUGUGGGGCAGGGUCACCAUCCUGGAGGAAGUGUGGCACUACUACUGCCACCACUGCUCUGAACAGUCCAAACAGAUCGUGUUUGCCCCCAGCGCUGAGCCCACCUUUGUAAACGUCCCACAGAACAACUUUGUGGAGCCGUUUGUUCUGAACCCGGGCACCUGGACUGUGGUCAUCGAGGCCGAGGGCAUCCUACUGGACUAUCUGGUGCUGCUGCCCAGUGCUUAUUAUGAAGCUCCUAUUCUUCAAAUCAAAGUCACCGAGCCAUGCACCUACGGCCCUGUCCCCGAUGUCAACCAAAACUGUCUGCAGUAUACAUAUCUAUCACUGGACUCCUUCCCGUCCAUCUCUGGUAACGAUGCGAGCUGUAGGAAUGAUAACCACCUCCCUCGUCCCUGCCCCACUGAGAGGGUCACCCCACGGCACCCUGAUAUGGCAGUUUGUAGCGGAUUUGAUAUUAGCAUUGAGCUGCGCAGUCGUCUGUCUGCUCCGGGAGAGUUUGUCCUGGUGGUGGAAUUUUCCAGUGAAGAGGAACUGCCCCAAACUCUGUCUGUGUCUGUGAACGAGCCCAGAGGCCACGCGCAUCCCAGCACCCUCACCCUGCUGCACUGCAAAUACAGCUUCCUGUGCCGAGCUGUGGCUAUUGACGAGCAGAACCGCGUGUCCGUGUUCUCGCUGUCCACCGACACUGAAGUGCUGCUCAACGCUGAGAGGGCCAGCUUAUUCUUGCACAAAGUGUACCUGGUGCCCAAGGACCAGUUCACCAUGGAGUUUGUGGAGCCUAAAGUCCACUGCAUCAGCUCACAUGGACAGUUUGCUCCUGACACCACAUCAUGCGUCCCCUCCCGUUUCCAGACUCCCUCGAACUCUCUGGUGCUGAAGGAGGGCCAGAGCUCAUCCAUGCAAGAACCCGUGCUGGCCUACCCUGCUGAGGCCCUCCCUCUGCCCUCUCCUCAUGGAACACUCCAGGGAGACACGUCCUGGAGUGCCAUCGGAGGAGAGAGACCACCCCUGGGUGCAGACAACACUGAUCACAUUAGGCUCGACUCUGUGCAGAAUGCCGCUGUGUACUCUACCCAUGUGCACACAUUGGGCCGAUACGUGUUCAUCUUCCAUUACCACCAGCCCCUGCACCCCUCGUAUCCACUGCAGGUCUACAUCAACGGGGGACGCAUCUGGCAGGGUCACACCAAUGCCUCAUACUGCCCUCAUGCAUUUGGUUGUCGUAACGUUCUGGUGGCAGAGAACCAGAUCAUUUUAGACAUCACAGAUCAUGAAAUCUUCCUCACUGUUCAGAUCCCGGCAGGAAAAACACUUUGGCUGGAUUAUGUGCUUGUGGUGCCCGAGUCAUCCUACAGCUCCAGUUAUCUGAACGAAGAACCACUGGACAAAUCAUAUGACUUUAUUACCAACUGUGGACAGAACAGCUUCUACAUCAACCCAACCACAGCCUCUCCAUUCUGCCUGAGCUCUGCAGUCUCCCUCUCGGCCUUCUUUAACAACGGGGCCAUGCCGUGUGGUUGCCAUGAGGUGGGGGCUGAGAGUGACUCCUGUGAGCCGUUUGGGGGCCAGUGUCGCUGCAGACCCAACGUCAUUGGACGGGACUGCUCCAUGUGCGCUACCGGCUUCUGGGGCUUCCCUAACUGCAGACCUUGUAACUGUGGCACCAGACUUUGUGAGCCUGUAACUGGAGACUGCAUCUGUCCUCCACGCACCCUACAGCCCGAAUGCACCCAGUGUGAGCCCCAGACCUUUGGCUGCCAUCCGGUGGUCGGCUGUGAGAUCUGCAACUGUUCAAGGGCCGGCAUCCUCUCCCCCGAGGCCAGCUGCGACCACCUCAGUGGGCAGUGCAGGUGUAAGGACAAUGUUGUAGGUCGCCAGUGUGACCGCUGUGCUCCUGGUUUCUAUGGUUAUCCAAACUGCAGACCAUGUGACUGUAACGAUGCAGGAACAGAGGAAGACGUGUGCAACUCCUUCACUGGACAAUGUCUCUGCAAGGAGAACGUCCAGGGCCCCCGCUGUGACCAGUGCAGAGUGGGCACCUUCCACCUGGACCCCACCAACCCCAAAGGCUGCACCAGCUGCUUCUGCUUCAGGGCCACUGACCGCUGCCGCAGCUCCGACAAGAGACGCUUUGAGAUCAUGGACAUGGAGGGCUGGGUGCUGCUGGGAGCUGACAGACAAGAGGUGCCAGUGAGCGUGUACCCAGGACAGGAUCUGGUGGAGGCCGAUCUCACUGAUGUGCCCGAUAUUUACCAGGACCUGCACUGGCACGCCCCCAAGGCCUAUCUUGGAGACAAGGUGUCUUCGUAUGGAGGGUCCCUCAGAUACAGGCUGCACACUCAGACCAUGAGAGGAGAUGCUCUGUUGCCGGCAGAGUCCUCCAGGCCUGAUGUCAUCCUCAAGGGAAACAAAAUGACACUUGUGUUCAUGGAAAGAGAGUACCCCUCAGCUGAAGACCCACACAGUGGAGUAGUGCACAUUGUGGAGGGUAGCUUCCGUCACGCUCAGACAGGUAACACAGUGUCUCGAGAGGAGCUGAUGAUGGUCCUGGUGUCUCUGGAGUCUCUGCAGAUCAGAGCUCUUCACUCACAGUCGGCUCACUCUGUGUCCAUCCGUGGGGCUGUGCUGGAGGGGGCUAAGAGCCUGCCCUCUGGAAGACAUGCAAACAAUGUGGAGAUCUGCAUGUGCCCCGCCAGCUACCAGGGAGACUCCUGCCAGAAAUGUGCUCCUGGUUACUACAGAGACACCAUUGGUCUGUUCUUGGGUAAAUGUGUGCCCUGUAACUGCAACGGUCACUCAGACCAGUGUCUGGAUGGGUCUGGCAUCUGCGUGAACUGCCGUCACAACACUGCGGGUGAUCACUGUGAGAAGUGUCAAGGAGGUUUCAUGGGCAACAACACUCUGGACGGUCAGGCCGUGUCCUGCUCCAGCUGCCCCUGUCCACUCAGCGUGCCCUCCAAUAAUUUUGCAGAGGGCUGUGUGCAGAAGAGCGACAGGAUGCAGUGUCUAUGCAUGCCCGGAUAUGCAGGACCCAACUGUGAACGGUGUGCCCCUGGGUACUACGGUAACCCCAUGGUGAUUGGCAGUAGGUGCAAGCCGUGUCAGUGUAAUGGGAACACAGACAGUAACAUGCUGUUCACAGACUGCCAUGCUCUGACCGGAGAGUGCCUGAGCUGUAUGCACCACAGCGCUGGCCCUCACUGUGAGCUCUGUGCCCCGGGUUACUACGGGGACGCCAUCCAAGCCAAGAACUGCACCAAAUGUAACUGUUCUCCUUGUGGCACUGAAUCAUGUGACCCCCAUACUGGACAGUGUCACUGCAAACCAGGAGUCACAGGUCCUCUUUGUGACCGCUGUGAGGAUGGUAUGUUUGGUUUUGACUCUUGCUCAGGCUGCCGUGCCUGUGACUGCGAGGCGUCUGCAGCUUUGCUCCAGCCCUGCGACCCUCUGACAGGUGCCUGCUCCUGUCAGCCCGGAGUCAAUGGACCCAACUGCAAACAGUGCGCCCCAGGACACUGGGACUAUGGACCUAAUGGAUGCAAGCAGUGUAACUGCAGAGGGGGGCGCUGUGACCCCAGGACUGGGGAGUGCCGCUGCCCUGAUGGAAUGACAGGCAAACAAUGUGACAGCUGUACUCACCAGUACAGUGUCCCUGUGGAGCACCAGCACUCCAUGCAUUGUGAACUCUGUGACAGCUGCGUGGUCGUGUUACUGGAGGAUUUGGACAAAAUGAAUGAGAACUUCACAUCUGUGGCCGGUCAGCUCAGGAACCUGAACGCUAGCUCCAUCGCUUGGGCACAGCUGGACAACCUCAACAAGACCAUGGAGGACAUCUCUCGCUCCAUUGAAAACUACAACAGUACUCUGGACUCGAGCAGAGACAAAGCCGACAUGUUGGAGGCUGAAGUUGACAAUGUCAACUCUGACAUUGAUGAACUACAGGACAAGGCAUCAGCAACGAGUGAGCGUGCUGGAAACCUUGGAGACAGCUCAAACUCUACUCACAAGAGAGCAGAGGACUUACUGUCUUUUAUCAACAACAUGACAAUGGAUAUUAAUGACCUUCUUCUGAUGGCAAACCGCUCACUGAACUCCACAGAGGAUGACCACAAUGAAGAGGAGAGGGAGAGGAUGCUGAAUGAGGUGAAGGCUAUGCUUCGAGAGAUGAGGUUCAGGAGCUGCAGUGGACAGAAGAAGAUGGCUGACCGUGAGAAGACGGAGGCACAGAAAUUGCUGGACCGUGUAUAUGAUGAGCUAGCAGACAGACAGCUGGAGAAUGAGAACACCACACACUGGAUCAGAGACCAACUAAGCAAGUUCAACUCUCAGAUGAUGGACCUGAGAGAUGCUCUGAACGAAGCUGUCAACAACACGGCUCGAGCAGAGGACAUCAACACCAACAAUGAGAAGGCCAUAGAAGACCAACAGAGGAGAGUGGAUGACCUGGUGUCCAAAGAGAAGGAGGUGAAUGACCAACUGCAGAUGGCUGAGGACGACAUUGCUGCAGUCAACGACCUGCUCUCCAUGCUCCAAGACUCCAAAGAGGAGUACGAGCGUCUGGCCGCCCAGUUGGAUGGAGCCAGGACUCCUUUGGCUAAAAAGGUGGACAGUUUUGCCUGGACAGAAUCCAAAAUCCCCCUAGUGGAAAAAGCAGAGAAACACGCCGAGAUGCUCAACGAACUAGCCAUGAAUAUCUCCAGUUUGGUUGAAGACACAAAGAAAGAUGGUUUUGUGGAUGUGACUCAGGCCUAUAAUAAGAUCAUCAACAGCAUCAAAGAGGCAGAGGAGGCAGCCAACAUGGCCUACAAGGCUGCCACGAACGCACUAGAGAAUGUAAAGAAUCAGGACUUGGGUCAGAUUGCAGACUCUCUGAAGAACCACAGCAUGGAGCUCAAGGAUGAGGUGGAGAAACUGGAGGAUGAACUCAACAAUGAGUUGAACCCACAGCUGACAGAGGCUAAGCAGAGACUGGAUGAUGCCAAAGAAAAACAGAAAAAUGUGACCAUGGAACUGGAAAAGAUUUUGAACAACCUCAACUUUACCACAAAUGUGAGCAAGGAGAUCCUGGAGGCUAAAAACAUGGCUAAAAAGGCUAACUCCACAGCCACAAAUGUCACCAACGUCCUUCGACCAAUCAAAGAGCAGCUGGACAAGUGGCAGGACACGUAUGGAGACGCCAACGCUACCAACAUGGACAUAAACAAUGCCCUGUCAGAGGCCAACAAGACUGUAAACAUGCUUGGAGACACGGUUCCUCUGCUCUUGAAGAAAUUGGACAAACUUCAGAACCACUCAGCUCAAAUGCCAAACAUCUCUGAGAGCAUCAACCGUAUCAGAGAGCUGAUACAGCAAGCUCGCAACGCCGCCAGCAAGGUGGGUGUCCCAGUGAAGUUCAAUGGCACUUCGGGGGUUCAAGUACGAAACCCAUCCAACCUGGCCGACCUGGCAGCCUACACCAAUCUCAAGUUCUACAUCACCCUCCCCGAGACCGCCUCCCGCAAGAGACGCCAGGACGAGAGCAACAAGCAGUUUGUCUUCUACCUCGGCAAUAAAGAUUCAUCUAAGGAGUUCCUGGGCAUGGCUCUGGAGGGAAGGAGAUUGCGCUGGUACUUUAACAUCGGAGGAGACACAGCAGAAGUUCUGAUGGCUGAAGACGUCAAGGCCGAUGGCAACUUCAACAGAGUGGUGCUGGAGAGGAUCCUGCAGUAUGGUCUGAUGUCCAUGUCAUCUGAAGCCACAGAGGGGGACCAGAGAGUGACAAAAGCCUAUGUGGAGGCCAAAGGAGACCAGGGACUGCUCAGCCUGCUCACCGAUGACACUGUCUUCUAUGUGGGAGGGUACCCCAGCUCCUUCAAUCCUCCUCCACAACUGGCUCUACCCAACUUCAAGGGUUGUAUAGAAAUGGACACUCUGAACGAGGAGGUGCUGAGUCUGUACAACUUUGAGAAGAUUUUCAACCUCAACACGACUGAGGAAAAGCCCUGUGGCAGGUUGAAGCCUCUGCUGACUCAGGCCUGGGUGAAUGAUGCGGCGUACUUUGACGGCACCGGCUUUGCUCAGGUGGCCUUCUCCGACGAAGUGCCUCGAAUGCAGCGCUUUGAACAGGAGGUCAAACUGGUCUCACACCACGGCAUCCUCCUCCUGCUCCUUAACCAGGACAAGUUCUUAUGUUUGGCCGUACAACAUGGCCUCCUCAAGGUCUUCUAUGACUUUGAUGGAAACUUGAAUGAGAUCUCACCUAAAGAACCCAACUCCCCCUUCCUCAAAAUCAGCGACGGAGAUGCCAAAGCUUUGGAGAUCAUAAUCCUGCGCUCAUCUCCAGACCGUGUGGUGGUGAGGAACAGCAGGAACAAUCUGUAUAAUGAGCAGUUUUCAAGCAUCCCACCCUUCACCUCCUCCUACUACCUGGGAGGAGUGCCCCAGGACAAGAUGCCCAUGGCGCUGAAGAGCAUGUUCCCGAAGCAAGGCUCACUGAAGGGCUGUUUCAGGAAUGUCAAAGCUCUGAACUCUCACAUUGACCUGAAGAGGAUGAUCAGUACAGGAGUGAGCUUCGGCUGCGACAGCGACCUCCUGGUGGCGCGAGAGGCUCACUUUUCAGGGCAGAGUUACUUGGACCUGGACUUGACCAGUGUGCCCAGUCUCAGGAACAACUUCUACGCCAGCUUUAGCUUCAGAACAGAUCAGAAGGACGGACUCAUGUUUUACCACAGAGACUCGGAGGGAGUGUGCCAGAUUUUCUUAAAUGAGGGACACUUAGUUGUCAGAGCAGGAAACAGUGAAAUGAAGACUCAGAAGACCUAUAAUGAUGACAACACUCACUACAUCGCUCUUUACAGCAACAUUAAUGGAAUGCGCCUGUACAUGGAUGAUGUGCUGGAGAAGUCUAAGGAGGGCAUCUCAGUCAGCAGAGUCCCAGUAGCAGCAGCCACUUUGGGAAUCACAUACCUGGGUGGGACUCCUGACCAGAGCCUGGCCAACCUCACCGGCUGCAUCAGCAAUGUCUUUGUCAAGAGAGAAAGAAGUAAUCAGAUGGUGCUGGAUCUGCUCAAGGCCAAAGAAAACGUGAACGUCCCGAUGAAGUGUCCUGCUGCCCAGAAACCUCAGCAGAUCAGAGCCACACCUCCCAAACCCAGCAAGCCCAAGGGUAAGAACAGGAAGCCAUCAGGGUCUCGCAGCAGAACUGCCCGAGACUCGUGUCAGUCGGAGCAGGCACAGGUGGAGCCUGGGGCCUCUCACUUCAGUGGAUCCACUCACAGCUACCACAAAUAUGACGCACUCAACCUCAACUCACUGCCCCACAUCUCUUUGGCCUUGAGGAUCAAUUCAUCUGAUGGCCUGGUCCUCCACGCAGGUGGUGGGCGCCGCAGUAAAACAGUGAUGUCGCUGCGUGUUUCAGAAGGACAUCUGCAGCUGCUGCUGGAUGGAGGCAAGAAGAAGAUCACUCAGCGCAGUCGCAAGAAGUACAACGACGGCCAGUGGCACACGGUGUUCAUAAAGCGUGAGGGGGAGAGGCUGAGUCUGGUGGUGGAUGGUAUCAGCGCUCAGUCCAAGAGGAUCCCAGGAGGAGACAAGACUAAACUGUCUGGACCUCUGUAUAUUGGAGGAUUGCCCCCCACUUUCACUGCCCCUGGCUCCAGUGGGUUUGUGGGCUGUGUCAGAGACCUGAUGCUAAAUGAUGCUCCGGCAGAACAUCCCACACAGAGCCAGGGAACAGUGCCCUGUUUCAAGCAGCCGCUCCAGCCCGGGGCCUACUUCUCUGGACGGGGGGGACACAUCGCUAUAGGCGAGUCCUUGGUGCUUGGAGAGGACUUUAACAUUAAGCUCGAGGUCCGCCCGGUCUCAUUCUCUGGGCUACUGUUGCAUGCUGGGACAUCGGCUAACCACUAUCUGACCAUGGUGCUAAAUCAGGGAGAGGUGAUGGUAUCUAUGAACAGUGGGACAGGCGACCUGUUCACCUCCUUUUCCCCUGAAGAGUCUCUGUGUAACGGCCGCUGGCACACACUCACUGUGAUGAAGAAGAACAACAUCCUCACCCUCUAUGUGGACUCAGAGCAGAGCGUUAGCCCCAAACAUAAUGCCUCAGCUGGGGGUAAAGAGACAUUGUACGUGGGGGGAGUGCCAGGUGCUGUCACAGUACCAAACCUCCCUGAAAACCUGCCUUCGUUCCACGGCUGUAUCCGCCUGAUCUCAGUGAACCACCGGGUGGCACCGUUGUCCAAACCCCUCUCUGUGCACGGUGCAGUGGGGACACAAGGCUGCCCUCACAUGUAGUUCUGUCCACUGUCUCUCUUUCACAUUCCCAAAUUCAAACAUGGUGGUGGGUGUCCAGAUACUGUAGCUAAUUUAAAUUUUAUAUAUUUUAAUAUUUAUUAUUUUUUGCAAAAGAAGUGUAUAUUUUAUAUUUUCCAUGAUGUUUUUUUGCAUAAUUACUAGUUGUGUUAAAUGUGCUACAGGGUGCUACUACAGUGACAGCUCAGACAUGCACUGGUGUAAGAUACAGUGAUUACAUUUUAAAAGAGUAAAACAUGUACAUUUUUGUAAAUAAAUGAAAAAAUGUGUUGAGUUUCUGCAAAAGAGAAUUGUUGAUUUUGAAAGUAAAUUUAGCAUUUUUUUUUUUAAAUUCCAAAUACUCUUGAUUGAAUAUGUAGUCAUAGGUGGGUAGUACUCAGUUACAUUUACUUUUCAGAGCAGUUCUCUUGCAGCAUACUUUUACUCCUAUUUGAGUAAUAUUUUUAUUGAAGUAACAGUACUCUUAUUUGAGUAAAGGUUUUGGUUACUCUUCUCACUGUAAGUCUACAAGUAACAAAAGGUUUAUGUUUUUGAACAUUUGUGGUUUUUUGCACCACUUCUUCAGAUACAAUUUAGU
Messenger RNA from Periophthalmus magnuspinnatus, 11818 nucleotides. RefSeq names its product laminin, alpha 5 (gene lama5). Gene Ontology annotation, biological process: axon guidance; regulation of cell adhesion; regulation of embryonic development. The transcript has 80 exons. Lineage: Eukaryota; Metazoa; Chordata; Actinopteri; Gobiiformes; Gobiidae. Gene Ontology annotation, molecular function: signaling receptor binding. The record is from RefSeq and is a predicted model, not a curated record. Gene Ontology annotation, cellular component: basement membrane. Bases 139 to 11223 code for a protein of 3694 amino acids.